Peronospora matthiolae is the source of this 234-nucleotide messenger RNA. The record is from the annotation of a GenBank genome assembly. Lineage: Eukaryota; Oomycota; Peronosporomycetes; Peronosporales; Peronosporaceae.
AUGGAAGACAACCAGUCGUGCAUCAAGAUGACGAAGAAUCCGGUGAACCAUGGUCGGGCCAAGCACAUCGACAUCAAGUACCACCACAUUCGUGAUGAAGUCAAGCGUGGUGAUGUCAAGUUGGAGUACUGUGAGACUACGAUCAUGUUGGCGGACAUCAUGACGAAGGGACUGCCAGGACCGCGUCACAAGGACUUGACGGCAGCGCUCGGCAUACACGCGUGUUCGCAUUGA